ACCUGGGGAGGCGGCGGCCAUCUCGCUCCCGACGGCGGAGCGGCUCCGUGGCGGGCAGGGCCCGGCCGGGCUACGCGGGACGGGCUGAGUUUCGUUUCUUGGGCGUUAGGUUUCUCUUUUGCUUCCGCGGCUUCGGGGCGGGCCGGGCCCGCAGCCCCUCCUCCUGGCUCCCUCUUGGCUGGCCCGCAGCUGUUGUCUGAGGGCGCGGCCUCGGCGGCCAACCCGCACGCCCCUCAGACCGCGGGUCCCCGGACCCUUCCCGGCCUGCGGGCCCGCGGGGCGUCCCGGAGGGCGAGCGGGGGGCAGUCUGUGGCCAGAAAUGCCCGGCGGGCUUGACCUCCCGGCGGUGGGUCCGGGGGAGCGAACUGCCGCUAGCCUUCGUGAUUCGUUUAAAUUCCAGCCGCUUCCGACCCGUCAAGCCCUCCAGCCCAAAUCGCUAGGUCACCACCAGCUCUCCCGUUUCCCCUCUAGUCUGCGGGUCGUGUUGGUUCCGGAGCGCCUCGGGUUCUUGGAAAUCCUUCAGCCCGUUUAAUAUCUAGGAAUCUUAAAUCCGAGGGAGCAGUCACUCAGUCUGAAUUAAAAAGCCUAAAAUGUAGGCGUGGCCUUCCUGCCUGGUUAUACUUUAAAAGUUGGCGUUGUUAUGCAAAAAAAGUACCUCUUCCCUUGAGGAUGUUGGCCCUGGCCGAGGAAUGGCAGCUCCCGUCUCAUUAAGUAUUUCAUUCACAUUGUAAUACCUUUGCUUCAGAAGUGGCGUUUUUUUCCCCUUUGAGUUUCAUUCAUUUAGUCAGAUUACUGCCUAGACCUGGUAUCAUCAGACCGGAACAUCUUUCCUGCUGAGUGUGAAAUGUAUCUGGGUUUACUUUAUAUUUACUUGACUGUUUGUGGAGUUGAAAGUUUCUCUAUUCAUAGUCUUUGCACAUUUUUCUAUUUUCCUUUAAGGGAAAUUUUUAUUGAUUCCUGAGCGCACUUUACAUAUUUGGAAUAAAGUCUCUUUGGUUACCUAACGGGUUUAUUGAAUGAGGUAAUAUUUAGCAGGUGGAAUAUAGAGAGCCACUUAAUUUUUUUCCUACCACUGGCUUGAAACACUGUUUGCUAAUUCACCUGGGUGAAUCUGAGCAGAUUUUAAUGCUUUCCAGUUGGCUUCAGGUACUGUCAUAACUAACCCUAACUACUUUAAGAGCUCUUACUCAGUUUAAAGCCUGUACCUUCUUCUCAAAUUGGGCCAAAUUCUGGCCCAGAAAACUGGGAUGAGGAAAUGGAGUAAACUUUUUUUUUUCUUGCUAUUUCUUGCUCUUGGAUUCUCUUCUCCAUUCCCCGGCUUCUCCCAAGUUGUUGUCUCUGUCUCUUCAAGAUUGAGAAAAUGAGGGGCGUAAAGAUAAGGGUCCAAACAGUCUUGAGAGACUGGAAUUGUUAGCUGGCUUUCUGGGUGCAGCAGCUGUUCUUGUGCUAAAUCUUUCUUUUGUGGAUGAUAUUGGCUGUUUGGAACCUCUUUGGUGGAAAUCUCCCAUCUGCAGCUUCUGGGCUGUACUUCCACUGGUCUUUUGCUUUAGGACAGAGGUUGGCAAACUAGUUUAUGGGCCAAAUCCAGCCUGCCACCUGUUUUUGUAUGGCACACGAUCCUUAAAUGGUUGGGGGGAAAAUCAAAAGAACAAUAUUUCAUAACAUGAAAAAUUAUGUGGAGUAGACAUUUCAGUUCCCAUAAAUAAAGUUUCAUUGGAAUAAAGGCAUGCUCAUUCCUUUGCUAUAGCUUUGAAAUGCUUGCAUUAGGAGACGAUGUUGGGAUUAAUGAGUCUUUACAUUUGUAUAGACACAAAAGGUAUACAAAUUUUUAAAAAAUCAUUAGAGGGUCUGUAGAUCCUUGAAUGAAAUGCAGUGAUAAAAAUACUUUUUGCCUCCAUGUUUCUAAGUAAAAUGCUGAUACUAUUUCAUUGUUUAUCAGAAAUCCUGCUAGUGAGACACACACUCUCACUUCCUCCAUUCUUAAAUGCUUUUUUGAUUGAAUUACUGUAUGAUUUAGCACUCUUAUGUUAUUCACAAAUGAACUGACCAUAACUGUGAUUAGAUUUUACUUGCUAUGUAGCUUUUUGUUUUCUCCUAAAUUAAUAAUUGAUUUGCAUUUUGUUUGCUUAGUUUUUCUGUGUACUGCUCACUUUUGCCUCCAAACUUACAGAGAACUGGAAAAUCUUUUCCAGAUGUGUUAAACACACUCAAUAUUUUGUCAGUUUUGUUGGCUCUGUUGUAAAUUUUGGACUUCCCUUUAUCACUUUUCUGGAAAUUUCCUUCCCCUUUUCAUCAUGUCUCCAUCCCACCACAUAUUCCUCUUUUGGAGUUUACUCCUUUGGCAGGCAACAGCAGCCGUGACUGAGAGCAUGGGUUCUGGAUCCCAUCUGGCAGGGUUCAAAUCCUGACCGAUAACUGAAUGUGUGACCUGAAGGAUGGAAAUAAUAAUCUUACCACCUGAAAAGGUUGUUUUAAAAAUUAAAGUAACGAGUGUAGCUUCCUGAGACACAGUACAUGGGAAGAAAAUUUUUAUGUCUUUUCUUGAAAUAUAUUUAUACUACUCUUGCUCUUUCUUUACGCAUGAUUUGGCUGGGCUUGUAAUUCUAGAUUAGAAAUGAUUUUUUUUUUUCCAGAACUUGAAAGCCAUGCUGUAUUGUUUAAUAGAACCCAAUGCAUUGUACUGAUACUUAGGCUGGAAACUAAAGUCCUUAGUAUUUGAAAGAUUUUCUCAUUUAUUUAACAAUAAUUUUCCUUCUAUUUUUCUUUUCUCUUUUGUGUUUUCCUUCUCGUUGCUUUCCUUUCCUUUCUGGGAGAUUUCCUCCUGCCUUUCGCUUACAUAUAUUUAAUUGUUAUGAACACUCUUACUCUCUGAAUGUCUUUUUGAAAUUUCCCUCAACAAAAUACAUGUACUUAUCACUGGGCAUAUUAAUCAUAGUAUUUUCGAACUUUUCUUUUGCAUACUGCAUUGCCUCUAUUUUCUUUAUGUUCUUUUUACUGCAUUGUUAUUUUACAUUUUCGUAUGUCUAGAGAUGGUUAGCCUUCUGCCUAUAUUUCCCAGUGAGACACUAAAAGCUGGUCGAAAGAUGUUCAUCCUGAGUGGAGCUAGUCCUUUUGUGGGCUUCAGUGUUGGAUGAUCAGCUUUGCCCGAAGUUUUUACAUACAAAUUCUACUAGUCACACUUGGCCAUUUAGUGCGGUUGCUGAAUUAAUAGAUAAUGCUUACGAUCCUGAUGUGAAUGCCAAACAGAUAUGGAUUGACAAAACAGUGAUAAAUGAUCAUGUAUGCCUGACUUUCACUGAUAAUGGGAACGGUAUGACUUCAGACAAGCUACAUAAAAUGCUAAGCUUUGGCUUCAGUGACAAAGUCACCAUGAAUGGUCACGUCCCAGUUGGAUUGUAUGGGAAUGGCUUCAAGUCAGGUUCUAUGCGUUUGGGUAAAGAUGCAAUCGUUUUUACCAAAAACGGAGAAAGCAUGAGCGUGGGCUUCUUGUCUCAGACCUACUUGGAAGUCAUAAAAGCAGAACAUGUUGUUGUCCCAAUAGUGGCAUUCAGCAAAGACCGGCAGAUAAUUAAUUCAACAGAAUCAAAAGCGAGCCUUGCUGCAAUUCUGGAACAUUCUCUGUUUUCUACGGAACAGAAAUUACUAGCAGAACUUGAUGCUAUCAUGAGUACGAAGGGGACAAGGAUCAUCAUUUGGAAUCUGAGAAGCUACAGAAAUGCAACAGAGUUUGAUUUUGAUAAGGAUAAAUAUGACAUCAGAAUUCCAGAAGAUUUAGAUGAUACAGCAGGGAAGAAAGGGUACAAGAAGCAGGAAAGAAUGGACCAAAUUGCCCCUGAAAGUGACUAUUCCCUGAGGGCUUACUGCAGUAUAUUAUACCUAAAGCCACGAAUGCAGAUCAUCUUGCGUGGACAGAAAGUGAAGACACAGCUGGUUUCAAAGAGUCUUGCCUACAUUGAACGUGAUAUUUAUCGACCCAAAUUUUUAACUAAUAGAACAGUGAGAAUUACUUUUGGAUUCAACUGCCGAAAUAAAGAUCAUUAUGGGAUAAUGAUGUAUCACAAUAAUAGACUCAUCAAAGCUUAUGAAAAAGUUGGAUGUCAGUUAAGGGCAAACAAUAUGGGUGUUGGAGUAGUGGGAAUUAUAGACUGUUAUUUCCUAAAGCCAACUCAUAAUAAGCAAGAUUUCGAUUAUACUAAUGAAUACAGGCUUACAGUAACAGCACUAGGAGAUAAGCUCAAUGAUUACUGGAAUGAAAUGAAGGUGAAGAAAAAUGCAGAAUAUCCUCUAAAUUUGCCAGUCGAAGAGAUAGAGAAACGUCCUGAUCAGAACUGGGUUCAAUGUGAUUCCUGUCUAAAGUGGCGAAAACUACCAGAUGGAAUAGAUCAACUUCCAGAAAAAUGGUAUUGCUCCAAUAACCCUGACCCACAGUUCAGAAAUUGUGAUGUUCCAGAAGAACCUGAAGAUGAAGAUUUGGUGCAUCCCACUUAUGAAAAAACCUACAAAAAGAAAGACAAGGAAAAAUCCAGGACCAAACUAUCAGAAACAAUCCCUCGGAUUCCUACCGAACUCUUUUUUCCAACAACCCCUGUCUCGAGUCAAAGUUUUUCUCCCGUUAAGGAAAGUGUUCCAAGAGGACAUCUUUCAGAAGCAGCAAAUACUUACACGAUGAGACUUAUAAAUAAUCAUCGAGGUUCACCCCAGUCUGAACCUGAGAGUAACAGCCUGAAAAGGAGACUCUCUACUCGUUCCUCAAUUUUGAAUGCAAAGAAUCGGAAAUUAAGUAAUCAAGUAUUUGAAAAUUCUCCUUAUAAAGAUGAUGAUGAAGAUGUCAUCAUCUUAGAGGAAAACAGUACUCCCAAGCCUGCAGUAGAUGAUGAUAUUGAAGUGAAAUUGCAACAGAGUCACAUGGAACAAAGUGGUGUUCAGGUGGAGCCUGUGGGUGAUAAUGAACCUUGUGGCCAGACUAGUUCUGCAGGCACCUCCUCAUCCAGGUGCGAUCAGGGAACUACUGCGGCCACCCAGACUGAAGUACCAAGUUUAGUCGUUAAGAAGGAAGAAACUGUGGAAGAUGAAAUAGAUGUAAGAAAUGACACAGCUAUGCUGCCAUCCUGUGUGGAAGCUGAAGGAAAGACACAUGAAACCCAGGAAACCUUUGAUAAAUCUGCUGGUGAUGCUGGUUGCCAGUUUAAUGAACUGAGAAAUGAGCUGCUUCUCGUCACCCAAGAAAAAGAAAAUUAUAAAAGACAGUGUCAUAUGUUUACUGAGCAAAUCAAAGUGUUACAGCAGAGGAUAUUGGAAAUGAAUGACAAAUGUGUGAAGAAGGAGAUAUGCCAUCAGUCUACUGAAACUGAUGCUGUAUUUUUACUUGAAAGUGUUAAUGGCAAAUCUGAAAGCCCAGACCAUGUAGUAUCUCAGUAUCAGCAAGCUUUGGAAGAAAUAGAAAGGCUGAAAAAACAGUGUAGUGCUUUGAAACAUGUAAAGGCUGAAUGCAGUCAGUGUUCCAGUGGUGAGAGUAGAAGUGAAAUGGACGAAAUGGUUGUGCAGCUUGAUGAUGUAUUUAGACAGCUGGACAAAUGCAGUAUUGAGAGGGACCAGUAUAAAAGUGAGGUUGAAUUACUGGAAAUGGAAAAAUCACAAAUCCGUUCGCAGUGUGAAGAACUGAAAAAUGAGAUUGAACGAUUAAAAUCUACAAGUCAACAGAUAGGAGCAGAUGUGUCAACUUCAAGUAACAUCGAGGAGUCUGUAAAUUAUACUGAUGGGGAAAGCCUCAAACUUCGAUCUCUUCGAGUUAACGUAGGACAGCUGCUGGCCAUGAUUGUACCUGAUCUCGAUCUUCAGCAAGUGAAUUAUGAUGUUGAUGUAGUUGAUGAGAUUUUAGGACAAGUUGUUGAACAAAUGAGUGAAAUCAGUAGUACUUAAAGGAUAUUUUAUGUGAGAUAAUAAAAGUAUUUGCUCAACCCUUCUGGUUGUACAGCUUUCAAAAUGUAAACAAGUUUGUUAUAGAGAUGAUAGGCAACAGACUGAAGAACCAUAAUCUUUUCUGUAUUCUAUGCAUUCAAGUGUGGACACAAAUAUGUGGACACAUUAUCACACCUUUUGAAAUGCCUGUGAAUCAUUGGUAUUGAGCAGCUACAUAGCUAACUCAUGAUUCUGCUUUGAAAUGUAAAUAUUUGUAAUUAAGUUUGCACAUAUUUUUUUAUUACCCUAGAGGACUCAAGUGUUUUCUCACGAAGAGGUUUUCAGGUUGCCCCUAACCUUUGUGCAAUCUUUUCUGGUUCCCCAAAGUGUAUUUUUCUCUGACUUGAGGGCUGUGCCAUAAGACAAAUGGGAACAUUACCUUUGAUUUUCUUACAGAGAAGUUUAAAACAGGGUUUUAAAAGAUGAAAUAACACUCCUGAUAAGUUGUAAGUGAGUUGAGUAUUAAUGUUUCUGCUGUAAAUUCUUACCUCCUGAAAUAUUUUAUUCAUGAAAACAAGGUGAGGAGAAACUCGUUCCAUUUUGCCAAGACUUUUUGUGUGUGCUGAGAUUGCCAAUCAUGGUUAAACAAAAAGUGUUUUUCUGGAAAGAAGUAAUGAUCUUUAGUAUAAAAAAAGUAUCAAAAAUAUAACAUGUCCCACCACAUUUACUUUGAAGCCCAUUUUUGGCUGCUUAGUCCACAUGGGGUGGGCACAAUAAUUGUUUAAUAUUUUUUUUCUGAGAUUUCCUGUACAGAGUUUUGUAGGUUUACUGCAGGUUAAUGCGAGUUGAAGAAGACCAUCUUUUGCCAGUGAUAUUGCAUACCUUUUAUUAUUAUUACAAACCUAAGUGUUUUAUAUCCUGGAUGAAGCAACAAACCCCUUAGGAUUAUAGUAUUACGUGCCAUAAAAAUUAUGCUUUAUUGGUCCCAUGUUUUGUGCAAUUUCAAAGAGAUGGCUUUCUAUUAAGUGUAACUAUGUAUAUAUAAUUAAGAAUCGUAUUUUCCACAACUGAAAUGUGCAUUAUUUUUUCAAAGUUUUAUCAUUGCUAUUUAUUUUAACUUUUGUUUCUGAACAUUCAAUACAUGUUUUUUUUGUAUGCUUAAUUACAUGUCUGUCUUGUACAAUAUUCAAUUUUUACUGUAUAUUAACUUCUAGGAAAAGCAAAUAAAUUAAGAUUGUUUUUAUUUGCUUGAUAAAGUAAUUGAAAGUGUAUUUUUGGUAUGAAGCUGGUUUUCUGUCACAAUUGUAUCUGCUUAAAUUUUAAAAUAUCUUGUAAUAAAAUAAAAAUAUAUAUGAUGGCUAACUUCA
Molecule: messenger RNA, 7265 nt
Organism: Sus scrofa (pig)
Lineage: Eukaryota; Metazoa; Chordata; Mammalia; Artiodactyla; Suidae
Gene: MORC3
Product: MORC family CW-type zinc finger 3
Cellular component (GO): nucleus; PML body
Molecular function (GO): zinc ion binding; ATP hydrolysis activity
Source: RefSeq, a predicted model, not a curated record